AUGUCUUCCACGGUGUCGUCGGCGCCAUCGCCGUCCCUCUCGCCGACCCCAUCACCAGCCUCGACCGGCGGCGGCGGCGGGCCAACCAAUUCACCCUUGCUGUUCUUCGUCGCAUUGGGCUUCGGCGUCGUUUUUACGAAUCUAUGGAUUAUCGUCGGCGUCAAGUACUGCUUUCGCUACAAUGCCCGGAACCGCGCGAUCCGCAACGGCGAAGACGUCGACCCCAUCAAUCUGGAGAACAUGCCUCCAAGGCCGCAUCGCCGUCGGCGGGAAAAGAAGCUGAUGACGAUGGACGAGGUCAACGACCGAUUCCCGCUGACCAAGUACAAGAAUUGGGUGGCGUCCCGUGUCAGCGAAGGCCUGCCAGCAACGGGCGGCGUAACGGCACGGUCGAGUCGGGCGGGGAGUUUACGAGAUGCGGAUGGGGUUGUUCCCUCGUCGCCGGUGGACACCAAACACUCGAUCAAUACGAGACCGGCGACGGCCAAUUCCGAGAUCAAAGCCGCUGGAGUCACGACCGCUACCACCGAAGAGAAGCCCGUGGAGCCAAAACCAGAACCGGUGGAAGAAGUUCACAACCUAGAAGAGGUGCGCACGACUACCAGCACGGUUGACAAGCACCCGAUAGUUGCGAGCGAGAUGGACGAUGACGACGAAGACGAUCACAUCCAUACCGCCGUACCCCCAGAACUCCUAACCAACCCCGGAGAUUCGUGUGCCAUUUGCAUUGACACGUUAGAAAACGAUGACGAUAUCCGAGGCUUGACGUGUGGCCAUGCUUUCCACGCUGGUUGCUUGGAUCCAUGGUUGACAAGCCGCCGUGCAUGCUGUCCCCUUUGCAAGGCCGACUACUUCACGCCAAAGCCCCGCCCCGAGGGCGAGACGGCCGAAACAACGCGUGCGCAAAGGAGAAGAGAUCAAAGAAUGAACAUGCCCCAACAGCCAACUACUUCUUGGAUCGGAAUUCGAGGCAACCCUCGUCUGAUAUUCCCAUCUCGCUUCGGAUCUCAAGUAUAUCCGGACCAACCUGGCUAUGAUGAGAGCCAGAGCCGUCGAGGACGACGAUCUCGCAGACAUGCUGCAGCACAGGGCCAAUCCGGUACUGCAGCCCCUGAAAACACAGCGGCCGAGAAUGUUGAUACCACCUCCUCGGGACCCUGGAGACCUAGAUUCACCAAUCCAUUUGGCGGAAUGAGAAUGCCUGCUGCCCUCCGUGUGCCGGGUCGAAAUCGGCAACAGGCUGGUCAAGCGGAGCAGAAUCCUACGGCAGAGCCAUCGCCGUCGCAGCUUGAAGCUGGUAUUGUUCGAUGA
Messenger RNA from Venustampulla echinocandica, 1311 nucleotides. RefSeq lists its product as uncharacterized. The record is from RefSeq and is a predicted model, not a curated record. Gene Ontology annotation, biological process: ubiquitin-dependent protein catabolic process. Bases 1 to 1311 code for a protein of 436 amino acids. Gene Ontology annotation, molecular function: ubiquitin protein ligase activity. Gene Ontology annotation, cellular component: cytoplasm. The transcript is spliced from 2 exons. Lineage: Eukaryota; Fungi; Ascomycota; Leotiomycetes; Helotiales; Pleuroascaceae.